This is a messenger RNA of Penicillium vulpinum, 696 nucleotides long. RefSeq lists its product as uncharacterized. The record is from RefSeq and is a predicted model, not a curated record. NCBI's taxonomy places the organism in Eukaryota, Fungi, Ascomycota, Eurotiomycetes, Eurotiales, Aspergillaceae. The transcript is spliced from 2 exons. The coding region runs from base 1 to 696 and encodes 231 amino acids.
AUGACUCAUAAUGGAUACGCAGUACGCAGAGCUGGCGGCUGCCUUCGACAACUAGGAGAAUGUUCUACCAGCGCAGGGAGUGAUCCUGUAUCAUCUCUACUUCUCUUCCGAUGCUGCCCCAUCAAUACAGUGUGUAACGACAAAUACACGGGGAUCUGUUGUUCGAGCGAAGAAGACUGCAGACCCAAAAUCAACCCAGCACAAUGUGCCAAUGCAACCUGGAAUCUUUAUCAAAACUAUGAUGGCGGAUAUUUCUGUUGUGACCAGAAUCAAUACGGGUUUAAUAGGACUCAGGGGGGAGUUGGGUGUGGAACGGAAAAAGAGCUUCAGGAUGCAAGUAGGACCUCACCGACAUCAAGCAGUUCCACAAAAUCGAGCAACCUCUCAACAUCUAGCAGCUCCCCAACAUCGAGUAGCUCCUCCAGUUCAAAUACUGGCGCAAUCGCAGGUGGUGUGGUUGGUGGUGUUGCCGGGUUAGCAAUCAUUGUCGCCUUGCUUUGGUAUUUCAUGCGUCGUCGCCCACAGAAGCAGCCUCUAGCGGAGGUGCCCGUCACCGAAGCAUCAAUGUUGCAGCACAAUUCUCUUCAGUCCCCGGGCAUACUGGGCGAAUUAGACGGCCAAACUUCUGUGUCAGAGCUACCUAGCCACAAAGGGGAUACUCUCCACGAGUUGCCGGAAUCUGGAAACAAUCGAUGA